UCCAAAAAUUACUUAACCCUCACAAAAAUUUUCACCCAUUUAAAAAAUGACCACGUUUUACUUCCAUUAAAUCACAACCGUCCACCUCACCACAAAUCCACAAAACCCUACUUAUAAAAAUCCACCACUCAGAUUUCACCUCUUUUUCAUUCCCAAACUUUGUUUUUUUUUUUUUUACCAUUUUCUCUCCUCCAUUUUUUAUUUACCACUCUUCUUCAACAGUUGAUCAUCAUCAUCUUCUCAUUCAUCAUCAUCAUCAAAAAUGGCGGUUGGUAAGAAGCUUACAAAAUCAAAGAUGGAGAAGAAGGAAAUUUACAGUGCAAAGCUCAAGAGAUUGAUCGAUGAAUACUCUAAAAUUCUUAUUGUUUUUGCUGACAAUGUGGGUUCGAAUCAACUCCAGCAAAUUCGUCAAGGUUUAAGGGGUGAUUCCGUCAUUUUGAUGGGUAAAAAUACUUUGAUGAAACGUGCUCUUAAAUCAUACAUUCAAGAAACUGGUAAUGAUACCAUUCAACCUCUUAUUGGCCUUCUCCAGGGGAAUGUUGGUUUGAUCUUUACUAAGGGUGAUUUGAAGGAAGUUCGUGAGGAACUUGGCAAAUACAAGGUUGGUGCACCAGCUCGUGUUAACCUCGUUGCUCCUGUUGAUGUCAUCAUUCCACCUGGAAACACCGGGCUUGAUCCAUCCCAAACCUCCUUUUUUCAGAUUCUGAACAUCCCAACCAAAAUUAACAAGGGUACAGUCGAAAUCAUCACUCCAGUGGAGAUCAUCAAGAAGGGUGACAAAGUGGGUUCCUCUGAGGCUGCACUUCUUUCCAAGCUAGCAAUCAAGCCCUUCUCUUAUGGUCUUAUAGUCACAAAGGUUUACGAGGAUGGUUCCGUGUAUGAUCCAGAGGUGUUAGACUUGACUGAAGAUGAUCUCGCGGUUAGGUUUGCUUCAGGGCUUGCUAAUGUCACUUCACUCGCCCUCAGUAUCUCGUUUCCCACCCUCGCUGCUGCCCCGCACAUGCUCAUCAACGCCUACAAGAAUGUGCUGGCUGUUGCUGUUGCCACUGAUUACACUUUCCCACAAGCUGAGGAAGUCAAAGAAUAUCUCAAGGACCCAAGCAAGUUCGCUGCUGCAGUAGCUCCAGUGGCUUCUUCUACCGGCGGUGCUGCUUCAGCCGGCGCUCCAAAGGAGGAGGAGAAGAAGGAAGAAGCAGAGGAGUCCGAUGAUGACAACAUGCUUAGCUUGUUCGAUGAUUAGCCUAGUUUCCUUACCACGCAAAUAUCAUUAGCCAAGUAUAAUUUUCCUUAGGCGGCCUGGUUUCAUGUUUUUGGGUGUUGAACAAAACUUCUAUUUUCUUUUCUUCCUUAAUCUACUCUUAAAAACUAUUUCAAAUCAUGUACUACGAAGUACGGAGUAGAAAAUUUUUAUUAUCGGUAAAAACUUGAUUUAUCUAUCGGGUAAA
This is a messenger RNA of Chenopodium quinoa (quinoa), 1445 nucleotides long. RefSeq names its product 60S acidic ribosomal protein P0-like. Gene Ontology annotation, biological process: ribosome biogenesis; ribosomal large subunit assembly; cytoplasmic translation. Gene Ontology annotation, molecular function: structural constituent of ribosome; large ribosomal subunit rRNA binding. The record is from RefSeq and is a predicted model, not a curated record. The transcript has 5 exons. The coding region runs from base 263 to 1240 and encodes 325 amino acids. NCBI's taxonomy places the organism in Eukaryota, Viridiplantae, Streptophyta, Magnoliopsida, Caryophyllales, Amaranthaceae. Gene Ontology annotation, cellular component: cytosolic large ribosomal subunit.